CGCCACUUAGUUUAUAAACAACGCUCGCCGGGUGCAGUCGGAACCCUCGGAAUCGGCGAUAUAUAUAUAGAGCCACAAGAACGUGAAGCAGCGUGUCCGUAAGCAUAUGUAAUUGGUUAUCAAACCGGACCGCGACAACGGAUCCCUAAUUAUCUCGUACCCCCCGCAAAUUGCGGCUUACGUAAGCGCCAAUUCAAUUGUGUUUUUACUAAAACACAGGCGUUUUAGCAGAGCAUAGUCACAUUAAUCAAAACUAAAAUGCGGCUACUGGCCAGACACGCGAUUCGACUUUUGGGUCAGGAGAAUCGAGGUGGAGGAGGAGGAGUAGGUGGUGAGGUGGCUUCACUUUGGAAAGGAGGAAUCCGGCUGAAGGCCACAACCGGUUACCUGAAGCUGGCCACGGCAAGUGUUCAGACUCAGCCAUUGGAGCCGGAGAAACAGGUGCAGAGAAAGAAUUCUCCCCUGACGGAUUCAUUUGGCCGACACCACACCUAUUUGAGGAUUUCUCUAACCGAACGGUGCAAUCUGCGAUGUGACUACUGCAUGCCCGCUGAGGGAGUUCCCCUGCAACCCAAGACGAAUCUGCUGACCACCGAGGAAAUCCUUCGUCUAGCGCGUAUUUUCGUCGAGCAGGGAGUGCGAAAGAUCCGGUUGACAGGAGGAGAACCCACCGUCCGAAGGGAUAUAGUUGAAAUAGUGGCACAAAUGAAGGCUCUGCCGGAACUGGAGCAAGUGGGAAUAACAACCAAUGGCCUGGUGCUCACCCGCCUGCUUCUGCCGCUCCAGAGAGCAGGAUUAGAUUCACUAAACAUCAGUUUGGAUACGCUGCAGAAGGAUCGCUUUGAGAAGAUCACCCGGAGAAAAGGCUGGGAGCGGGUGAUAGCUGGCAUCGAUCUAGCCAUUCAGUUGGGCUACCGUCCCAAGGUUAACUGUGUCCUUAUGCGCGAUUUCAACGAAGAUGAGAUCUGUGAUUUUGUAGAAUUCACCAAGGAUCGCCCAGUGGAUGUGCGUUUUAUAGAGUACAUGCCAUUUUCCGGUAACAAGUGGCACACAGAGAGGCUUAUUUCGUACAAGGACACCAUGGAAAUCAUCCGUCAAAGGUGGCCGGAUUUCGAGGCCCUUCCAAAUGGACCCAAUGACACAUCCAAGGCUUAUGCUGUGCCCGGAUUCAAGGGCCAAGUGGGCUUCAUCACCUCCAUGACGGAACACUUUUGUGGGACCUGCAACAGAUUGCGACUUACUGCGGAUGGAAACAUCAAGGUGUGUUUGUUUGGCAACAAGGAGUUCUCCCUGAGGGAUGCCAUGCGAAACGAGGAUGUAUCGGAAGAGCAGCUGGUGGAUCUCAUUGGAGCGGCGGUGCAGCGCAAAAAGAAACAGCAUGCAGAUGCUGCGCCGCGAGUCCAUCAUCAUUAUCAUUUCCUGCAUCACCAAGCAUAUCAUCCCUCGAAGCUGCAGCUCCAGGUGCGCAAUUGCAGCCAACUCACCCAUGUCAAUGCCCAGGGCAAGGCCCAAAUGGUGGAUGUGGGCGCCAAGCCGUCGACCACAAGAUUAGCUCGGGCCGAGGCCACUGUCCUGGUGGGCGAGCAGCUCACCCAACUUAUAGCGGCCAAUGAGCUGGCCAAGGGAGAUGUCUUAACGGUGGCCCAACUGGCUGGCAUCAUGGCAGCCAAGCGCACAUCCGAAUUGAUACCCCUGUGUCACAAUAUCAGCUUGUCCUCCGUGAAAGUGCAGGCCACUCUUCUCAAAACUGAGCACUCAGUGCGGCUGGAGGCAUCGGUUCGCUGCUCCGGACAGACUGGCGUCGAAAUGGAAGCCCUAACCGCUGUUUCGGUGGCCGCCUUAACUGUCUACGACAUGUGCAAGGCCGUGUCGCACGACAUCUGCAUCACCAACGUCCGCCUGUUAAGCAAAUCCGGCGGAAAAAGGGACUUCCAGCGGGAGGAUCCGAAAGGAGGAGCACUGCCAGAGGUCGAGUGAGGGGAUGUACUGACUGACUGGAUUAGAUUUAAUGUUAUGGCUUAGCCAUAUAUAGGGGAAUGGAAAAUCAUAUACUGCUUAUUAAUUUCACAUAAUAAUUUCCAAGUCUGAAGGACAAAAAAUAACUACAUUUAAAACACCAUUGUUUACUGCAUUUAUGAUAUGCUAGACUUGUUCUUUUCUAACUUGUAUGAUGUAGUAAUUUGUAUUAAAAUAGAAAAAAUAUGUCAAUUAUGAUUUUAAGUUUUAGUUAAUGUUUG
Drosophila elegans is the source of this 2237-nucleotide messenger RNA. RefSeq names its product molybdenum cofactor biosynthesis protein 1 (gene Mocs1). Gene Ontology annotation, biological process: Mo-molybdopterin cofactor biosynthetic process. NCBI's taxonomy places the organism in Eukaryota, Metazoa, Arthropoda, Insecta, Diptera, Drosophilidae. The transcript is spliced from 4 exons. The record is from RefSeq and is a predicted model, not a curated record. Gene Ontology annotation, molecular function: GTP 3',8'-cyclase activity; cyclic pyranopterin monophosphate synthase activity; metal ion binding. Bases 259 to 1977 code for a protein of 572 amino acids.